Rhinocladiella mackenziei CBS 650.93 is the source of this 1797-nucleotide messenger RNA. RefSeq lists its product as uncharacterized. Gene Ontology annotation, biological process: proteolysis. NCBI's taxonomy places the organism in Eukaryota, Fungi, Ascomycota, Eurotiomycetes, Chaetothyriales, Herpotrichiellaceae. The record is from RefSeq and is a predicted model, not a curated record. Gene Ontology annotation, molecular function: tripeptidyl-peptidase activity; serine-type endopeptidase activity. Bases 1 to 1797 code for a protein of 598 amino acids. The transcript is spliced from 2 exons.
AUGUUUGUCUUUUCAAUUUUCCUCGCUGCUUCGCUCAGCCUGCAGUCCGUCUUUGCUUCGCCCCUCCGCCCCCGCGGGGACUAUGCCGUCAAAGAAUCCAACAAUGUCCCUCCAAAAUGGUCCAACGUUGGCAACCCUCAUCCUUUCCACCUCUUGAAGCUUCAUAUCGGUCUCAACCCAGGUAACUUCGACGUUCUUGAAUACCAUCUCCAUCAAGUAUCUGACCCGUCCCACCAUCGCUAUGGUCAACACUUGUCCCGACAAGAAGUCCACGACCUUAUCAAGCCAUCUGAUGAGACAUUGAACCAGAUCCAGAAUUGGCUUUCCGAGAACGGCAUUGAUUCGUCCCACGGCGAAUACUCUUCCGCCCGAGACUGGAUCACGCUCACUCUCCCCGUCGCCCAAGUGGAACGUCUUCUCGAUACUAGAUAUUCCGUCUACCAGCACCAAGACGGCACCAAGCUUGUUCGAACGACCAGUUGGUCUCUUCCACGUCCUCUCCAUGACCACAUCACCACUAUUCAGCCCACCACGGCAUUCCUUCGAGCAACCCCCCAAGGCGAAACAGUUCUUACCGUUCCCACUGACGUCGACCUGUCCCAACUUACCGCUGACGUCAACGCCACCACCUUGAGGAGAGUCUGCAACUUCGGUGGCAUGACCACACAAUGUCUACGAACUCUUUACAAUACCGUCAACUACACUGCCCAAGUCCCCGAUCAGAACAAAAUCGGUUUCACCAACUAUUUGGGUCAAGUCUCGAGCCGAGCUGACGCCAAACUCUAUCUGCAGAAUUUCCGCCCCGAAGCCGUCAACUCACCCCUCUCUGUGAAGCAAGUAUCCAUCAAUGAUGGUCCGCUCGACAAUGGCACCGUGGGUGGAGUCGAAGGAAACCUCGACCUUGAGACCAUCUUGGGCCUUGUCUACCCCACUCCGGUCACGUUGUACUCAACCGGAGGCAUGCCCCCCUUUGAGCCUGACUUGCAUACUCCUUCCAACACGAACGAGCCCUACCUUGAUUGGAUCCUCUAUCUACGCGAUCAAGAUUCCCAGUCUAUUCCCAACGCCAUCUCCACCUCUUAUGGUGACGAUGAACAAACCGUCCCAAAAUCCUAUGCUAAGACCGUCUGCAACCAGUUUGCCGCGCUCGGCGCACAAGGCAUUUCUCUCUUCUUUAGUUCAGGAGACUUUGGUGUCGGCGCCAACGACACCUGCGUUUCCAACGAUGGCAAGAACACUCCCGCGUUCCUCCCGGCUUUCCCGGCUUCCUGUCCCUAUGUGACCGCAGUCGGUGGAACCAAGGAUUACCCCGAAGUCGUCGGCUACGAUUCUCGCAACGGUUAUGCUUCCGGAGCAGGGUUUAGCAACUAUUUCCCUCGUCCCAAGUGGCAGGAUACCGCCGUGGUGAGAUACCUUGACGCAAUCGGCGACAAAUUUAAGGGCCUGUACAAUUGCUCGGGCCGCGCUUAUCCCGACCUCGCUGCUCAGAGCUACAGAUAUAUCGUCUUCUUGAAUUCAAGUGUCCGAAGUGUCGACGGGACAAGUUGUGCAGCGCCCACAAUCGCCAGUAUCUUUUCUCUCGUCAACGAUGCCCUCGUCGCCAAAGGUAAGCCCGUAAUGGGUUGGUUGAAUCCUUGGCUCUACCAGAAAGGCUUCAAGGCUUUUACAGACGUUGUCAAUGGAAGCUGUGUGGGCUGUGAUGGACCUGGAUUCAGUGCGGCCGAGGGUUGGGAUGUGGCAAGUGGAUUUGGAACACCGGACUUCGAAAAGAUCUUGGAUGUUCUCGAGAUUGGUUAA